Drosophila ficusphila is the source of this 1863-nucleotide messenger RNA. Its product is annotated as probable cytochrome P450 6a14. Bases 92 to 1612 code for a protein of 506 amino acids. The record is from RefSeq and is a predicted model, not a curated record. Gene Ontology annotation, molecular function: monooxygenase activity; heme binding; iron ion binding. The transcript has 2 exons. NCBI's taxonomy places the organism in Eukaryota, Metazoa, Arthropoda, Insecta, Diptera, Drosophilidae.
UUAAGUCGAUUGGAAUAACUAAAGUUCGACAAUUAUUAGAAAUUUAAUCUGAAACUUUUGUUUUGCGUCAUCGAAAUUUUGUCUCAUCGCCAUGCUGCUAACACUAGCACUUCUGGGCGUAGCCCUACUCUUGGCCUAUAGAUUCUACCAUAACACCUAUACUUAUUGGGCCCGAAAAGGGGUUCCUCAUGAGCGUCCCUUGCCUCUGAUUGGCAACUUGAAGGGGAUCGGAUCGAAGUACCAUUUCCGGGACGUCAAUCAGAGGAUCUACGACAAGUUCAAGGGAAAGGCUCCCUUCGCAGGAAUGUUUAUGUUCUUCAAGCCAACUGCCUUAAUCACUGAUCUGGAUCUCAUCAAGCAAGUUCUCAUCAAGGACUUCCAUUACUUCCAAGACCGCGGCAUUUUUAACAAUGUCCGUGACGAUCCCUUGACAGGACACCUUUUGACUCUUGAGGGUGAGGAGUGGAAGUCGAUGAGGCAGAAGCUCACUCCCGUUUUCACCUCCGGAAAGAUGAAGAACAUGGCAGGAGUUGUCGUGGAUGUGGGUCAUCGCCUGGCCGAUGCCAUGGAUAAGGAAGUGGAGGCUGCCAAGGUCGAGGAAGGAGAUGUGGAGAUCAAGGACCUGUGUGCCAGGUUUACCACGGACGUCAUAGGAUCGUGUGCCUUUGGACUCGAGUGCUACAGUCUCCAGGAUCCGAAUGCCGAGUUUCGACAGAAGGGUCGCAUGGUAUUUGAGAAACCCCGACACUCUUCGAUUGUGCAAUCAUUUAUAUUCACAAAUGCUAAAUUGGCUAGAAAGUUAAGGAUGAAGGUGUUACGCGACGAUCUGAGUGAUUUCUUCUUAUCGGCGGUUAAGAACACCAUAGACUAUCGCCUCAAGAACGGCGUAAAGCGCAACGACUUCAUCGAUCUGUUGAUAGAGCUCCGAGCUGAGGACGAAGAGGCGGCCAAAAGGGGUAAUGGUAUCGAUCUCUCACAUGGAUUGACCCUUGAGCAAAUGGCUGCCCAGGCAUUUGUUUUCUUCGUGGCAGGUUUCGAGACCUCCUCGAGUACGAUGGCCUUUUGUUUGUACGAACUAGCUUUGCAACCCGACAUUCAACAAAAGGUAAGAGAGGAAAUAAAAAAUAUUCUCCAAGGAGGUGAGGUUACCUACGACGCUUUGGCUGAAAUGACCUACCUGGAACAGGUGUUGGCUGAAACUCUUCGGAAGCAUCCCAUUAUUCCUCAGCUCUUGCGAGAGACUAAUGAAAACUACAAAGUUCCAAAUACAGAUAUUGUUAUCGAAAGGGGAACCAUUGUGCUUAUGCCUAUACACAAUAUACACCACGAUGCAGACUUGUAUCCCAAUCCAGAGCUCUUCGAUCCCAAUCGCUUUGAGCCGGAGGAGAUUAGGGCCCGCCAUCCGUUUUCAUAUCUGCCAUUUGGCGAUGGACCUCGAAAUUGCAUUGGCUUGCGUUUUGGAAAAAUGCAGGCCAAGAUUGGCAUUGUGUCCCUGUUGCAACGCUUCAAGUUUAGUACUUCAAAGUUGACAGAAAUUCCCCUGACCUUGGACACUCGCAGCCCCACUUUAAGCACCAAGUAUGGCAUUCAUCUGAAAGUGGAACGCAUCUAGGCACUUCAAAACAAAAAGAAUGUAUGUGAAACUAAAAUAAUGUGUAAUAUCUAUGAAUAUUAACGGCUCUUAAAAGCAGAUUACUUCAUGACUAUUAAGUCAUUGAAAAUUGGUAAUAUUUAGUACUUUGUAUAUGUAUAUCUUUAUUUAAGAAACUAACCAGCUAAUACAAAAUUUACUUACCAAAACUAAAAUGGAAAUCGUUGUAAAUUUAAAAAUGUUUAAAAAUAAUACAUUUUCAACUUGGUCAA